Serendipita indica DSM 11827 is the source of this 1716-nucleotide messenger RNA. Lineage: Eukaryota; Fungi; Basidiomycota; Agaricomycetes; Sebacinales; Serendipitaceae. The record is from the annotation of a GenBank genome assembly.
AUGGAACGACUUAACCAAGAUGUUCGCUUUGAGAUAUUCAACUUUGUCGCAGAGUUUGUCGACGAUAGCGUCUUUAUCCUGAUGUGCGUCUGUACCGAGUGGCAAGCCCAGGUACUUCGCUCGCCGUGGCUUUGGCGAUAUAUCACCAUCUCGGAUGAUACCGAGGACUUGGAUGCGAAGAUGACCAUGCAGCUCUUCAUGUCACAAGAGUUGCCGCUCGUCGUUCGUGUAUAUGUAUCGCUUUUGUCUUCAGCGUAUCUGAAUAGGAUUCUUCACCGGCCAAUCGCGGCCUUGGUUAUCAGUAGCAAGGGGACGGAACUGCUUCCUGAAGAUAUAUUUACAACCCUCACGAACGUCCUCUCGGCACAUCCUCCGCAUCAAAUCAGGCAAGUUAUGUGCAUAUGGGGUGGUGCUACGGAUGAUAUUUAUUUUACACCAGCGAGUGUUCAGGAACAGAUUUAUGAUCGCGCUCUUCUUGAAGACGUGGAGAGCGUUGUCCAGACAUACCCGGUAGUCUUGCUUACACGAUUUAGUAUGACCGCAUGUGUAAGCCGAUUUAUUACCAUGGGAGAUGGCCCAUCAAAGAUAUCUCUGACGGCGUUUAUGUCAUGCGUUCGCUGGCUGACCCACCUAGUAUUGUUGACAAUGGACUAUAAUCUCGUUUCGGAAACGACGGACAAGCUACACGAGGUCUUGUGGCUCCCUCGACUUCAGGAACUAGAGAUUACAUUUUCAGAGGAUCUCACCUCGUUUACGUCCAUUUUUGCCACCCCUAACCUCCAGCGGCUCACUCUCCAUGGGGCAUGGGAGCAAUUAUGUGGAUACCUCUCCAUUUCAAAGUAUCGUCUCCAACUUAAAGUCCUUUCCCUUCAUAUUAUCGGGGACCGCUGGCAACAGCCGUCUGAAGAAGAAUACAAGGAUUUAUAUAACCGCCGUCAUAUUGCUCUCACUCUCGAGAUUGACAUGGAAAUGACUACUGUCCGCGUUAACGGACUUUCUGAAGCCUUUGGAAUCUUUCACAGAGUAUUGGUUUCGUCCCUGACUAUCGAUCGCGUCUACGCAUACAUCCCCAGCGAGUAUACCAUACUAUUGCAUGGGUUGCAGCUCGAUCAUCCACCACAUACUAUCCAUUUAUCAAGUAGGUCUUGGGAUAAUGUCAAAGAGCUACCUACACUCCCAGCCUAUUGCGACACUCUGGCCGUAAUAGGUGUAACUGGGAAACCACCACUUCGUCAGCUACCUUGUCCAAGAGGGCUAGUCGUUGCAACACGUCACUUUUCGUUCUCCGACCUCCCGACCUCCUGGGCUCCUACGCUCUCCGAGAUCGAGGCCGACAGAGCGCCGGACCACAACCCCAAGAUCCCACACAAGCCAAUAAAAGUGCAAACAUCUUCACCUGGGCAAUUGGGCAUAAACUUAGUUUCCCUCCGCUGUCUGAAAUGCCAGAUACACCUCGCAAUAGAAGUGGUGACCUCGGACCAUCGCUUCCCAGCACUCGAAGAGUUGUACAUUGUAAGAAAGUUCUACCAUCAUAAAAAAGAGGUAGUCCAACUUCUCACGCUUCUCCCGGGGGCGGUAGGCAAAGUCAGUGAUGUGCCUCUAUCACCAAGGCUUCCAAAGUUGCAUACCCUCGGAAUCGAUUGGUUCCCUGAGUGGGAGUAUAUAUGUACUUUACGGAGCGUUGGGCCAAAGCGCAUGACUUUACCACUGUUCUGA